AUUUGGGGGUAAGCGUUUGUGGUCCGAUCUCUAAUUCUAAUUGCGUGGCGUGAAAAUGGCUGAGCUGAAGGAUCAAGUCGAGGCGGAAAUGACGCGCUACCGUUCCCUUCAGGACGAGGUGCAAGUGCUAGCGACGCAGCGUCAGACGUACGCCCAACAGGCGAAUGAAAACGAUAUGGUGAAGAAGGAGCUGGACCUGCUGGAUGACGAGGCUAAAGUCUACAAACUCGUGGGUCCAGUGCUGCUCAAACAAGACGUGGACGAGGCCAAGAGCAAUGUGAACAAGCGUCUCGAAUUCAUUAAUAACGAGCUGAACAAGGUCAAUACUAAGAUCGAGGCCAAGGAGAAGGAGGCCGUCGGAAUUCGGACUAACAUCUCCAACAUGCAGAUGGAGAUGCAGAAGCGCGCGGCGGAGGCUGCCAAAGGCGCCGUGGCCGCUCACUAGGUCAGCAGAUGAUGAGGGGAAAAUACGUGCUUCUUUUGCUACUACAUGGUGUUUGGUUGCUGCCUCGUAAGGAAAUGUAGCGUCUAAUAUCUAUAGCUCCAGCGCGUCUUGCGAAUGCGGUCGGGCGCCGAGCAGCUCUGCUGGCACAAGCUCUGCGACUUCCUGUAGCGUGGUGCGUGCCACAGGCGUAGCAUGGAGAGUGUGACGCCCAGCCUCGCGGACGCGCACCAGCACAUAGUCGCCCGGAGCAGCGUGAACGCUCUCAGAUGUAACACUGGGCAGAGGC
Molecule: messenger RNA, 731 nt
Organism: Phytophthora nicotianae INRA-310
Lineage: Eukaryota; Oomycota; Peronosporomycetes; Peronosporales; Peronosporaceae
Exons: 3
Coding region: 56-445 (129 amino acids)
Biological process (GO): protein folding; chaperone-mediated protein complex assembly
Cellular component (GO): prefoldin complex; cytoplasm
Molecular function (GO): protein-folding chaperone binding
Source: RefSeq, a predicted model, not a curated record